AAGAACGGUUAACUGGUAGAGUUGGGGCGGUUUCUGUUCUGUCGUCUUCUCCAGUACUAAGCAUACAGCAUCUUACGGUUAGCCCUAAAUUCAAGACUCAGAUUUUACCCUCUAAUUUCAAAAUUAGCUCCAUUUUUUAAAAUUUCUUAACCUCAGCAUUUUCUAGUCCAACAAUUAGUUUGUAGAAAACUAAUGCCAGAAUCUGAACCCGGGCUUCCACUUUUUUUUCGUGUGUUCGAUCGUUUCUUCUUGUUCUUUUGAGUUCUAAUUCUACACGAACCAGAAUUGAAGCGAAAUUGAAAACGAAGACAAUGAGUAUAGUGCCAAAGGAAGCAAUCGAGGUAAUUGCACAGAGCAUUGGAAUCACCAAUUUGUCCCCUGAUGUUGCCCUUGCUCUCGCUCCUGAUGUCGAAUACCGAGUUCGCGAGAUUAUGCAGAGUCUUCAAAAAAAAAUAUGGGGGGUUUUGGUUUUGAAGGAAGCUAUUAAAUGCAUGCGGCAUUCGAGAAGAACUACUUUGACAGCAGAAGAUGUUGAUAGUGCUCUUAGCUUAAGAAAUGUUGAGCCAGUAUAUGGGUUUGCUUCUGGAGAUCCAUUGCGGUUCAAGAAAGCAGCGGGACAUAAGGAUCUGUACUACAUUGAUGACAAGGAUGUCGAAUUUAAAGAUGUGAUUGAAGCUCCUUUACCAAAAGCACCUCUUGAUACGUCCCUCACAGUUCACUGGCUGGCAAUUGAAGGAGUCCAACCUGCAAUUCCGGAGAAUGCUCCUGUUGAAGCAGUUGCAGCAUCUUCUGACAGUAAAAAGUCUGAAUAUAAGGAAGAUGGCCUUCCGGUCGAUGUAAAAUUACCUGUCAGGCAUGUAUUAUCAAGGGAACUUCAGCUGUAUUUUGACAAAAUCACAGAGCUCAUCAUGAGGAAGUCAGAUUCCAUCAUCUUCAAACAAGCUUUGGUUAGCUUGGCAACAGACUCUGGCCUCCAUCCUUUACUUCCUUAUUUCACAUACUUGAUUUCUGAUGAGGUCUCACGAAAUUUGAAUAAUUUUUCUGUUCUGUUUGCCUUGAUGCGCGUUACUCGAAGCCUUCUUCAUAAUCCACAUAUACAUGUAGAACCUUAUCUACACCAAUUGAUGCCAUCUAUAAUUACCUGCCUAGUUGCUAAAAGGUUGGGGAACAGAUUUUCUGACAAUCAUUGGGAGCUUAGGAACUUCACUGCAGACCUGGUUGCUUCAAUAUGCAAAAGGUUUGGCCAUGUUUACCACAAUUUACAGCUACGUGUCACAAGGACUCUACUUCAUGCAUUCUUGGACCCAACGAAAUCAUUGACUCAACAUUAUGGUGCAGUUCAAGGAUUAGCAGCUUUGGGACCACAUGUGGUUCGUCUUCUAAUACUGCCAAAUCUAGAACCGUAUUUGCUACUUCUUGAACCAGAAAUGCUUCUUGAGAAGCAAAAGAAUGAGAUAAAGAGGCUUGAAGCUUGGCGUGUUUAUGGGGCCUUGAUGCGUGCUGCUGGCCUAUGUAUGUAUGAUCGGCUUAAAACAUUACCUGGUUUACUAAGGCCUUCAACACGUUCUGUCUGGAAGAGCAAUGGAAGAGUUAUGACUACAAUGCCAAAUAAACGAAAAGCAAACACAGACAACUUGAUGCAGCAACCACCACUCAAGAAACUAGCAACAGAUGGUGCAAUCGGUGUAAUGAACUCCAUGCAAGUCGACAUGCAAGGGGCAACAAGUGGAUACGCCACAGCUGUUGGAGCUUCUAGCACUACUGCGUCGUUAAUGUCUCAACAGUUGCCUAAUGAAAACAUGUCAGGAAGGGAUGUUGGAGGUCGGGCAUUGAAGACAUCAACAGUGCUUGCUCAGGCUUGGAAGGACAUGGAUGCAGGACAUUUAUUGUCGUUGCCAUAUGAACUUUUUGGUGAAAGUAUGUUCUGCUUUACCCCCAAAACCGAGUUGUCCCUUUUUUUGUAAAUGAAUCAGAGAUACAAAUAAUUGUAUUCAGUUUGUAAAGUAUCUGUUACAUUCAUAGAUAUCAUAUACCGCUAACAAAUGCAAUAAUGUAGAAGAAAAUUGAGUAACUUUUUCUUUGUACAA
This is a messenger RNA of Jatropha curcas, 2087 nucleotides long. RefSeq names its product transcription initiation factor TFIID subunit 6. Lineage: Eukaryota; Viridiplantae; Streptophyta; Magnoliopsida; Malpighiales; Euphorbiaceae. Gene Ontology annotation, molecular function: RNA polymerase II general transcription initiation factor activity; transcription coactivator activity; protein heterodimerization activity. The record is from RefSeq and is a predicted model, not a curated record. Gene Ontology annotation, biological process: transcription initiation at RNA polymerase II promoter; RNA polymerase II preinitiation complex assembly. Gene Ontology annotation, cellular component: SLIK (SAGA-like) complex; SAGA complex; transcription factor TFIID complex.